CCUGGAUGCAAGCCUUCCACGGGUUACAGUUUAAGUUCCUUAUGAGACAUUUCAUGACCCAAUAUGGAGCCGCCCGAAAUCCCAUCGUUCCAAUGGCUCAGACUCAGUCAGAGUUUCAAAGAGAGGACCUAGGUGGACAAUUGCGGCCGGACCCAAUUGUCCCCCCUCAAUUGGUCCCUGCUCCUGAGGCGCCCCAGACGGUCCAAGACGAGGUAUUGUCCAUUGUGGUGGGCCAACGACGAGCCAGAAGAAAGUGCCCAGGCAGUCUCGUCUUUUACUUGGUGAAUGGUGAGUUUGCUUCAUUUUGAACUGAAGGGUAUUUUGAUUGAUUUGCGAUUGUCAACUUUAAAGAGACAUUCCUCUUGAAACGUCUUGAUCGAGCUAGAGGAACAUGUCGACAUUAAUCCACCCCUUUGUUGCAGAGCAAAACGAAAUUGUUGUGGACGAAAAGACAAAAAAGCCCACCGCAAUAUGUUUUAUAUGUCGGAAAGCUUUUGGGGACGAAAAUUCCAUCUAUCGCCAUAUGAAGAUCCACGACGAAACGAGCCGUCAUCAGUGCCCUCUAUGUCCUGGAAUUCACGUUCAAAGAUACAACUUGAGGAUCCACAUGGAGACGCAUAUUGGCAUGGACGUGAGCCAGGAAAUCAUGGAUACUCUGCCCUCGGAUUUCAGGGGGGUGCUCGAAGGGGAUCCCGAUAUCAUUGCCCCCGUCAAGUAUCGGAAGAAACUUAUUAGAGCCGUGCGGAAAAGGAUCAAGACCGCCAAUUGUCAUGAAGUUGUCCAAAACCUCCAAACCAAGCUUUUGUCAUUGGAACACGGGAUUGCAUGAUAAUUAAAUGAUUUGAACUGUUGUUGCCUUUUUCCUUACCAUUUAUAAUUAACAAAACUGGAUGACGCCAACACAAACGUGCUUGAGCAACUUGGCCUAAUAUUUCACCUUGUUCAAGGCGAUUC
Molecule: messenger RNA, 954 nt
Organism: Tigriopus californicus
Lineage: Eukaryota; Metazoa; Arthropoda; Copepoda; Harpacticoida; Harpacticidae
Product: putative transcription factor Ovo-like 1
Exons: 2
Coding region: 392-829 (145 amino acids)
Source: RefSeq, a predicted model, not a curated record